This is a messenger RNA of Anneissia japonica, 3705 nucleotides long. Its product is annotated as ankyrin-1-like. The transcript has 2 exons. NCBI's taxonomy places the organism in Eukaryota, Metazoa, Echinodermata, Crinoidea, Comatulida, Comatulidae. The coding region runs from base 214 to 3705 and encodes 1163 amino acids. The record is from RefSeq and is a predicted model, not a curated record. Gene Ontology annotation, molecular function: protein binding.
ACUCUUUCGAAAAAGAUCCGGAUUUCGUCACAUCUCUGUAGUGGGAAAUCCCAUGGCCCUUUAAAUAGCUGGCAUCGUUAUUCAACUCUGAAUAGUAUCCGGCGAAAUCAUUUAAAGUUAGAACCCUGGACAGUACUGUGACAUGACGAACGAUGUAGAUAACACGUUUUAACUUGGACUAUUAAAAUACAGCACUUCCUACAAGAUAAGAGCAUGGGUACAACACUGACAAAAUCAUGUAGAACUGGAGGCGGCAUGGAGCAAUCUCAGAUAAUGCUACUGGUGGCAGCGUUGAAAGACCAGGACAACAAGACCGUCAUUAGGCAUUUCAGAGACACUACUUCUCGAGAGAGAAACACCUUGUUACAGUUCUGUAUCCGUUCCAAAUUAUACGAAGAGGUGAAUUUCUUAUUGAAGUCUAUUAAAGGAAACUUAGAAAAAAAGUAUCUUGAAUACCUACUUAUGGUAGCUGCAGAGAAAGGUCUGUUAACGUUGAUUGCUACGAUUCUCGAGCAUGACGUUGAUGUCAAUGCAAUUUCUGCAAAGGGACAUUCACCUUUGUCAUAUGCUGUAAAAUACAAGCAUUCGGAGGUUAUAGUUGAUCUUGUUGCAGCAGGCGCCAAUACUAAUUUUAUUGACGAUAACAAAAAUAGUGUUUUAAUUCAAGCCAUUGGAAAUGGAAACAAUUUCAAGACCAUUUCUGUUCUUCUUGAUAACGGAGCUGAUUUAUCUAUAAAGAAUUUAAGGAAAAGAACAGCCUUGUUUUACGCAGUUGAUGAAAAUAUGGUGGACGUAGCAAACCUGCUACUUGACAAAGGUGCAGAUAUUCAUUCAAUUGAUGAUGAAGGCACAACUGUAUUAAUGGUAUCAUCAUAUAGAGGCUACGAGGAGAUGACCAAGAUGUUGCUGCGCCUAGAUUCCAACAUUGGAAUCAAAGACAACUAUGGAUACACAGCUCUGAUGUGCGCCGUACAGAACAAACAUUACGUGCUCACUAAAAUGAUAGUUGACAAAUAUCGGGCAAUGCGGUCUAGAAAUGCUGAUAUUAUGGAAUCCGCGAAGCUAGCCAUUGAAGAUGACCUCAGUGAAAUUUUAAAAAUAUUAUUACACGAACAAAAUUUGCUUACAAACUCACAGCUUAUUACAUUACUUACACUGGCUUUGGAAAAUAGUUGUGAAAAAGACAUCAUUGUGGCUGUGCUGAGUCAAUACAAGGAUCUACUGUUUUACGCAGCUUCAAAUCCUAAGCAUGAAUCGGUAUUGAAGAUGUUAAUUACCAACAAAGUACCUAUGAAUUACCUAGACUGUCAAGGUAAUUCGGUAUUAAUGUACGCUGUGGCAAGAGGUAGUGAAAAUAUGGUCAUAGAGCUCCUCCAUGCAAAUGUAACUGAUGUUAACAUUAAAAAUCAAUGUCAACUGGACGCUCUUUUUUUUGCAGUUUUCGUUGACGAUGUUAAUAAGGCAGAAGCACUGUUAAAAUCCAAAGCUGAUGUUAACGCAAUUGAAGAAAAUGAGUGCACACCAUUGAUGUACGCCGCACUGCGUGGUUCAACCGACAUGUGUCGGUUACUCCUACGAUAUGGCGCCAACGUUAAUCUCACUGAAAAAGAAAAUUUUAGCGUUCUUAUGGUCGCAGCUCAGAAUAAUCACGUUGAAGUGGCUAAAGAAUUGUUAGUCUACGGUGUAGACAUUGCACAGAAAAAUGACUACGGUCAUGAUGCUCUUUUCAAGGCAGUGCAGAAUAAUAAUGUUGAUAUAGUUCGACUGUUACUUAAACAUGGAGCUCCUGUAAACUCAGUUGAUAUUUCUGGUAACACACCGUUGAUUGAGAGCUGUCGUGUCAGUGACUCCAUUGACAUUGUCAACGUGAUACUGGAUGAAGGAGCUGAUGUAAACAAGCAAGGUGAAGAUGGAUUUUCUGCUCUAAUGUGUGCUUGUAAAUCAGGCUCAACUUCAAUUGCCGAUCUGCUAAUACUGCAUAAUGCUAGCCUCGAACUCACCAACGAUUUGGGCCGUGAUGCCUUUCAUAUUGCAAUCUACAACGCACACGUGAACCUUGCAGCUUUUCUUCUGCAACAAUCAAAAGCGAGUCUGAACAAAACUGACAAAAUGUCAAAUACUCCACUGAUUACAGCCUGUUCUAAAGAAAACAUAGAAUGUGUGAAAAUGUUGCUAAAAGAAGGAGCCUCGUAUUUGUACAGAAAUCAAAGAGGCUAUACCGCCCUCAUGUCUGCAAUACAGCUAGGCAACGAAGAUUUAGUUAAAAUGCUAAUAGAAAAUAUGGAAUAUCCUUAUCAAACAGGAAUGACAACAGAUAUGAAACAGUAUGAGCUACAUACCAACAAUCCAUUUACCGAUGGAAUCAAUCUGACAUCAUUCACAGCCUAUAAAGAACAACACCACCUCAUUCAUAUCGUAUCUCAUAGCAACAAAAAGAACAACUUUUUGCAUCACAGUGAAAAUGGGGUUGACGUUUACGCAUGUGCUGGGUUAUCAGGUGACUCUGAGGUAUUAAAAGAAGUACUGUUCAACGACCCGAACGUCUUAGCCAGUGAUGAUGAGAUUGAUCAGUUCGUUCAGGUUUUUGAGGACAGCACAAAUGGGAACUUUCAGACAUUAUAUGACAUGGCGUGUAAUAGAGGUGUCAUCAGACGAUUGGUCAGAGCGGCAAUAUGUGCAGCGACGAGGCGAAAUUCAGCAAAAAUAUUGAACGAACUAUUGCAAUGGCACAACAAUAAGGAAAAUGUUAAUUUGUUGAAACUAGUUAUUUUAAUAGCUUGUCUUUAUGGCAGUAAUAAUGUUAUUGAGUUACUCAUAACUUUCAACGUUGAUGCCAACACCACAUUUACACCUUUUGGUGAAACGCCUCUUGUUAUUACAUUGAUGUCAAAGCAUGGAAAGGCCUCACAGAUUCUUCCGUUGUUAGCACCAGUUACUGAUCUUACUAAACGCUUCUCACUACAAUUAAGUGCUCAGUAUCGAGUGGAGGUAACAAUUCUAAUGUAUGCUUCACUAAUGGGCAACUAUACUGCUGUUAAAGACCUUAUCAAGCAUGGUGCCUCUGUUGACCAGACAACUGAAUAUGGUCUAGGUGCAAUACACUUUUGCACAUUCGGUCGAAGAGGAAUGCAAUGUCAUGUCGGCCUCACCCAUGAAAUGAAUUCUGUUAUGAUGUCAAGGAAAUCUAGCAGUUCUUCACAAGAGGAUCUCAUGGAUUGCUAUUGCGAUAUAUUGAAAUUGUUACUAGCUAAUUGCGACCAUGCUACUAACAAAUGUACUGAUGAUGGAAAAUGUCUUCUUUCUUGGGCUGUUGGCUUUCAAUUAGAGGAUUUUGUUAAACUUCUCAAAGACCACUAUUCAACUAGAGUUAACCACACAAAACCACAUCCCGGUCAUGCACGAGAAAGGCUCCAGAAGGUGGUGCCAAAAGUCUGCAAAUAUCUGAAAGCCUUGGUAGAAGAAAUAACUUUUCACAAUACAACUGAUGCAUAUCAACUUCAGAAGAGUUUUGCUGAGAGAAUGUCUGAAACAUGCACUACAUUUACCGAUGCGUUCCGAAACAUCAAUAAUAUGGAUGAGCCAGAAGGUCUAUUUGAAAGUUUGCUGGACGAUUAUGAGGAUCCUACAGCGAGUGAAUUUAGUACAACAGAGCUUGACAGUUCAAUAAAUAAGCGAAAGUAUAUUGAAAUUAAGAAAAAAAAGUGA